ACUCCAGGCCUAGUGUUCUGUACACUACGGUGCCCCCAGCUGCUUAUCAUACCUGACUUGCAAGGUCACACUCUCCUUAUUUGUGUUUCUCUCCAUCUAGAUUGGGUCUAGUUAAACAGCUUCAAGGGUGCAUGUUCACUGCUAUAUUUCCCAAGAAUGACUACAAUGGGACACGGGCCCUUUCUGGACAGUCAGAAUGGAAACAAAUGCAUCGUAUCUAUUUUCAGUCUAAAUUAGAUUUCAUUUCAUGUCCUGGCACCUCCUUGACUGUCGUCAGCAAAUUAUAGAAGUUAGGUUUUGUUUUCAAGUACAGGCAUGCCUGAUUUAAUGUAAUCAAUAUGCUCUUGAAAUGUUAUGUGGUUUUAUUAGCGUGAAUUCAGUGUUAAAAUUACUGCCAGGAAUGCCAGUCAUAGGUUCACAGAUUGAGAGCUACAAGGGACCUAAAGGCCCUCUUGUCCAGCCCCACUAUUUUAACCAGGGGAAAUUCAUGGAAUAUCACGAUUUCUGAAGCAUCAAAAUCUCAGGCUGCCCGAGAGGCAAUGGAGGGACCACGAUGGGCAGAAAUGGUCUACGGCUCUACCUACAAGAAGUGGCCAGAAAAAGAGGAGGGCCAGUCAGGACAGUGGGCCGGACAACAGGUGGGCAGCCCCAUUCUGCCCGGUGAAAUGCCAAGACCUAACAGAAAGCCUCCAGCACAUUGGCUACGUUAUCCGUGGAGAAUUUGGGGGAGAUUGAAGACAAGAAUCUGAUUGGAUGAGAAGGCACAAGCUGUUAGCAUUUUGUGCCCUUGGAGGAACUGGGCCGGUGGAUGGCCUACCUGGCCUCCAGUGGCUUCCCCCUUAAAAUCGGCCCCAGGCCCAAAGCAAGUUGUCCUUGUUGCUCAGGAACUGUUGGCUGCUUGGAGAGCUGCUGACACAGCAUCCCGACCCUCAUUUUACUGAGGCCUUGGCUUUUACGGUCACCUGGAUGUCAGCAUGGCAGCCUCAAACCUGGAGAACCAGCUGCACAGUGCCCAGAAGAACCUGUUGUUCCUUCAGCGGGAACACGCCAACACCCUGAAGGGCCUGCACGCUGAGAUAAGACGCCUGCAGCAACACUGCACAGAUUUAACAUAUGAGCUGACACUGAAAAGUUCGGAGCAGGCAGGAGACGGAAGUUCCCGAAGCAAUGAACUGAAGCGAAGAUGCGAAGACCUGGAGGCUGAGCUCAAGGCCAAGGAGGCGGAGAACCAGGCGCUGCUGCAGGAGCUGGAGCAGAAGAACGCGCUGAUCGCGGUGCUGGAGACCACGGUGAAGGAGCGAGAGAAGAAGUACCUGGAGGAGCUGAAGCUGAAGAGCCACAAGCUGAGCGUGCUGUCGGGCGAGCUGGAGCAGCGCGCCGGCACCAUCGCCUACCUCACGUCGCAGCUGCACGCCACCAAGAAGAAGCUGCUGAUGAGCCCGGCCGACGCGGGCGCCGCCGGCCCCGCGUCCUCGGCCGGCCCCGCCGCCGGCUACAAGCCCGCGCCCCCCAAGGAGAAGCUCCCCGAGACCCCGCGGCGCCGCAUGAAAAAGAGCCUGUCGGCGCCGCUGAACCCGGAGUUCGAGGAGGUCUACAGACUGGGCUCGGAGAGCCGCAAGCUCCUUCUGCGCGAGCCGGUGGACGCCAUGCCGGACCCCACCCCGUUUCUGCUGGCCCGGGAGGCGGCCGAGGUGCACCUCAUCAAAGAAAGGCCUCUGGUCAUCCCUCCCAUCGCCUCGGAGCGCCCCUCGGGGGAGCAGCACAGCCCCGCCAGAGACAAGGCGCACAAGGCGCACGUCGGGGUGGCGCACCGCAUCCAUCACGUCCCGCCCGCCCAGGCGCAGCCCGAGGUGGAGACGCUGGCGGUGGAUCAGGUUAACGGAAGCAAAGUUGUUAGGAAGCACUCAGGGGCCGAUAGAACUGUUUGAGACAGAACCGAGCAGACCCUCUGUUCUAUUGCUGUUUGUGCACUGUGAUCACUACCAGGAGAAAACAUUCGUCUACCGCUUUUCUUUUUUUUAAGCCCCAUGCAUGCCAGAUUUUUUUCAGAUCUGUCAAAUUAUUCUCGUCCCCCUUCUCCUCCUCCCUGCCCCUCUACCCAAACCAAAAUCCGAUUGCGUUCCUAAUGCAGAAUAUGUAUUUACCAAAUGCUGUGGCCAAAUACCCGCCUAUCUGAAUGCUUGCUUCUAACGCCAUUUAAUCAAAGCGCACAUGUGAACAAAAAAGCACAGGCCGCAGUCUGCAUUGUUACGCGAUGUUAAUGAACCCAGAUAGUGACAUACCUAAUUAUGAAGCCGGAACAACAUGUAUAAACUGACUUAUGAUCCCCCUUUGGAGUCUUCAGUAUGUAAUAGUUCAUACAUACGUGCCCCUGGAGACCAUUGUCAUUUCACGACGAACCUUUCACAGGCAGCAUUGGCGACAAUGCAGAUAUAUGUAUAUGUCAAAAGGAACUAAAUAAGAUUGACACUACUCUUCAUGUCACCUUGACCCUAAUGUAUGUUCAUAUUUUUUGUUAUAUUUUAUUCCAAGUUUUGAAGAUCCCAACAAACUUUAUUUUCUAAACCUGC
Messenger RNA from Vombatus ursinus (common wombat), 2570 nucleotides. It is a transcript of the gene CCDC92, whose product is annotated as coiled-coil domain containing 92. Bases 975 to 1928 code for a protein of 317 amino acids. The record is from RefSeq and is a predicted model, not a curated record. Lineage: Eukaryota; Metazoa; Chordata; Mammalia; Diprotodontia; Vombatidae. The transcript has 4 exons. Gene Ontology annotation, cellular component: centriole.